CGCCCCCAAUAACCUCCCCCUCAUGUAACGUCACACCAACGGCUAUUUGCAUGAAGUGUUUUCUGGCUGCAGCUCGAGCUCGGCUGCAGAGCGAGGUCCUCUGAGGGGGAAAGCGAGGGAAGCGGUGCAGUGAAAAUAGGAGGAGGGGGGAGUCUUGUGUUUCACAUCAGAGGAGCAGCGAGGAAAAACGGGCUGAAAGCAAGGAUAAGGUGUCCGAUAACAAAAGCAGAGAGGGGGGGGAAAGCAGAAGAGCGGCUUCUCUUGUAUCGGAAAAUGGAGCUACCCGCCGCGGGAGAGCACGUCUUUGCGGUGGAGAGCAUCGAGAAGAAGCGCAGCAGAAAGGGACGGGUUGAGUAUUUGGUCAAGUGGCGUGGAUGGUCUCCAAGAUACAACACAUGGGAACCAGAGGAGAACAUCCUGGACCCAAGACUACUUGAUGCGUUUCAAGACAGGGAACGUCAAGAGCAGAUGAUGGGGUAUCGCAAGAGAGGACCCAAGCCAAAACAUCUUCUGGUCCAGGUGCCUUCCUUUGCCAGGAGGUCCAGUAUCCUGGCUGACCUACAAGAGGCGUCCCUGGAUGAGGACAGCUGUCAGAACGCCAGUCCCAUCCAGAUGCUUCGUCCGCAGCCCCAGCAUUACCAGCUGAACAGUAAGAAGCACCACCAGUACCAGCCGCUGUGCAGGGAGCGUGAGGCUGAGCAGCAGGCUAACGGCAAGAAGUUUUACUAUCAGCUUAACAGCAAGAAGCAUCAUCACUACCAGCCAGACAUCAAGGUGCACGAGCCCAUAUUUGCUAAACCCAAGAUAGACGUCCAAGCUCCUGAGCUGGCUAACAAAGAAUAUAACCUUCCUCCGGUGCUGCAGCAAAAGUGGGUUCGGGACAAGGACUCGGGCUGUCUGACCAAAGUGAAGGAUAUCACCAUGGAGCUGAAGAAGCUUCCGGCAAACUUCAACGGACACAAAGAGCAAGAGAAGCCAAAACCUAAGGAGGACGCUUUACCACAGCCCAACGGUGUCAGCAGCAGCAAACUAAAGAUUGUGAAGAACAAAAACAAGAAUGGCCGGAUUGUUAUUGUCAUGAGCAAGUACAUGGAAAAUGGGAUGCAAGCAGCUAAAGUGAAAAACGGCGAGUGUGAUGCUGCUGAAAAGCCACCGCAAGGCACCGACAACGGUGCGGAAAAGCACCUGGAAAAGAUGAAGCUCGUCAAAAAGCUCGGCCUCAUCAAUGGAUUUGCUAAAAGCCCCGUAGACAAAGCAACAACUCUCAGUUCUGGAUUUAAUGGAAAUUGCCCCAAAGAAAAGGAACCGUCCCUGAAAGCGGAGCUAACUGUGACAGAACAGGAUAAACAUGUUGAGGUCAGGGGUCAGGGCCAGCUUCCAGAGGAUCAGCCUUUGCAAUUGACAACCAAACCUAAUCUGCUCUCCCGGCCUUUGAACAGGGGAGUCCCCUCAUCACAGGACAAAAGAGAAGGCCAAGGUGGGUUUCAAGGGCUAAAGCGACACCUCUCUGACACAGAUGGUGAGGAACGUGAGGGUAGUAAAAGGUUUUUGAGCUCCAGGAGCAUAAGCGCUCCCAACACAGCAUCAUCACCUGUCCAAAUCAUCAACAUCGACCAAAAUGGACACCACAGUCACCCCGGGCUGCAGGAUUGUGGGUAUGUGGACCAAGUGGAGCCCAUUGACUUGAGUAUUGUCAAGUCGAGGCCUAAAGCUCCAGUUCCCACAGCAGCCCAGCCUGAAACGCACACACAGCCCGAGGCGCUAACACACACAGAGGAGGAAAGACAAACAGAGGCUGACACACAAACAGAAACUCAGCUUGAAACACAACAACCUGCAGAAGUGGAGAACGCCGAGUCGCUGUCCGUUUCUAACCACGAACAGAAAAAGGAGGACACAUUUCCCUCCUUCAAACCUUUCCUUGGGAAUAUAGUCAUCACGGACAUUACCACAAACUGCCUCACCGUUACGUUCAAGGAGUACAUAGCAGCGUAACAAUCUGGGUACCAGCUGUUCAUCUGUAUAAAUGUACAUGACAUAUAUUUGUAUUUUUGGAUGCUUGAAUGUACAAAUCGACCCUUGAUGUUGUUUUCAUUUUGUAUAUUGGUAGUUCAGAUAACAAGAGAAACUUUUUAUUUGCAUAUUUCUUCUUAUAAGCUAACGAGAAACUGUCUAUUUGCAUAUUUCUUUCUUAUAAGCUCAACCUGUUGUUAUUUCUGGAGAUUUUAUAACAUGCAGUAUCUUCUUGAAACCUAAACUGCAAAAUUAGAUCGAGCAAAUGAGGGGAUGUAAUUAAAGAUGCACUUACUCGUGUAAAUAAAUACGCUUCACUUUUCUAUGGAUGUAACUCGUUUUAUACAGUCAACCGUCUACAUGUCAGAUAAUGUCAAACAAAUGUAGGCUAUAUGGAGAAUUUUGUUAGGAAGAAAAUUAUAUUGAAUCCUGGUAAAUUACACUGUGUGUGUGUGUGUGUGUGUGUGUGUGUGUGUGUGUGUGUGUGUGUGUGUGUGUGUGUGUGCGCGCGCGCGCGAACAGAUGGACAGAUUUAAAGGAUGCGUGCUGCUUGGACAGAUUAUGCCAUUAGGCAUGCUUAAACAAGCAAAUAAAGAAAAAUGAAGCGCCUUUUUGUCAAUAAAUAUGAUUUGCAUUGUUGAAAAGGCUUUUAAAUGGAAGAUUAUUCAAGCUCGAUGUUUGCUUCUGUUCUGUUUUUUAAGCCAUGCCUCUCUGACGCCGAGCACCAGUCGCCUGUGACUCUGAUAAUUUAUGUUUUGCAGCAGCACACUGACUGAACGUGGCUUCUUUUUCUUUUAUUUGAAUGACAUCAGUCACAAAUCUGCUAGUUAAGCUGUCUAAUCUUACAGACUAAUACCACCAGCUGGGUUCUCUGGAUUCAACUUUUCAUGUCUCUGUUCUUUGGCACCCUGACGUGUUCAGUGAAGGCAGUGCAGUUAUUAUGUAUGGGAUCCCAGAGGCUUGUCUUGACAUAGUUUGCAGUGGAGCUGCAAUUAGAAGUGUGUAAAAGCACUUUUCAUAAUCACUUCUGAUCCCCUGUGUCUCUUCCUGCCCUGCUGGAGGUGGAUUGAGCUGCUCUGUGAGAACCUGGAGCACCGUGUGCUUUUGUGUGCAGAGGAAAAAAUAAUGGCUUCUUAUGAUGCAUCAUAAUUUGCAAUAAUAAAAUUGUUUGCAACUGA
Molecule: messenger RNA, 3191 nt
Organism: Haplochromis burtoni (Burton's mouthbrooder)
Lineage: Eukaryota; Metazoa; Chordata; Actinopteri; Cichliformes; Cichlidae
Product: E3 SUMO-protein ligase CBX4
Exons: 5
Coding region: 274-1995 (573 amino acids)
Biological process (GO): negative regulation of DNA-templated transcription
Source: RefSeq, a predicted model, not a curated record